UGGGGAGACUAACACCCGCUGGCUCCUGGCUGCAUGGACCUCCACUGCCCGAGCCAGCCGAGACUGGAGUGACUUUCACACAAAGCCCAGCUUCGUACAUUGCUAAUCAAAGUAGCUAGCAUCGGACUAGAUAGCGCAGCACAACACUCUGUCAAAGAGGGUUGCCGUGAACAUCGGGAGUGAUGGGUGCGCUAGAGAGUCUGAGUGAGUUUAGUUUCUUGCGUUGGCUGAGGGACGGUCGGCAGUCUCGGAAACUCAUCCUGUGCGUAGUCUUCAUCGCGCUGCUGCUGGACAACAUGCUGCUGACCGUGGUGGUGCCUAUCAUUCCCAGUUACUUGUACAAUCUUCAACAUCAGCCACCAACAAAAAGUCCAACACAAAGCCCUGAAGCUAUUUCAGCAACAAGAUUUCAAAAAAUAUUUUCCUAUUAUGACAACUUGACGGUGGAAAUGGGAAGCGAUGGAGAGACUGGACUCAACACAACGCAGCCUGCAGUCAUCAAUACAACAACUCAACUGCCUGCCAACACAAGCUGUUUGAAAAAUAACCAAGACCUGCUGAAUGAGAAUGUUGAAGUUGGCUUAUUGUUUGCUUCCAAGGCCACCGUGCAGCUUGUAACCAAUCCCUUCAUUGGACCAUUGACAAAUAGGAUAGGAUAUCAGCUCCCUAUGUUUGCAGGGUUUAUCAUCAUGUUUAUUUCAACCGUUAUGUUUGCCUUCUCAAAGAGCUACAUGCUGCUGUUCUUAGCCCGGUCCCUGCAGGGGAUAGGCUCUUCAUGCUCCUCCGUGGCAGGUAUGGGAAUGCUGGCCAGCGUUUACACUAAUGAUGAAGAGAGGGGUAAUGCAAUGGGCAUUGCAUUAGGAGGCCUGGCUAUGGGGGUUUUGGUGGGCCCACCCUUUGGCAGUGUGAUGUUUGAAUUUGUGGGGAAAACGGCCCCGUUCCUUUUCCUGGCGGCGCUCGUACUGCUGGAUGGAGCCUUGCAGCUCUUCAUCCUCCAGCCCUCCAAACCACAACCAGAAAGUCAGCAGGGGAGCUCAUUGAUUACACUUUUACGUGACCCUUACAUAUUGAUUGCUGCAGGAGCCAUAUGCUUUGCAAACAUGGGCAUUGCCAUGUUGGAACCAGCCUUGCCUAUCUGGAUGAUGGAGACCAUGUGUUCAGCGAAAUGGCAACUGGGCGUCGCUUUUGUUCCAGCAAGUGUCUCGUAUAUAAUUGGAACUAACGUCUUUGGUGUCCUUGCGCACAGAAUGGGCAGGUGGCUGUGUUCUCUGCUGGGAAUGAUAAUCGUCGGAAUAAGCAUUGUUUGUGUGCCGUUUGCCAAAAAUAUUUAUGGACUUAUUAUACCAAACUUUGGAGUUGGUUUUGCCAUAGGAAUGGUGGAUUCCUCAAUGAUGCCAAUUAUGGGUUACUUAGUGGACCUGCGUCAUGUCUCUGUAUACGGAAGUGUUUAUGCAAUUGCAGAUAUUGCAUUUUGCAUGGGAUUUGCAUUAGGCCCAUCAAGUGGCGGCGCCAUUGCUAAGACCAUAGGGUUUCCAUGGUUAAUGGCAAUUAUUGGAAUCAUUGACAUUCUAUAUGCUCCACUCUGCUUUUUCCUUCGAAGCCCACCUGCCAAGGAAGAAAAGAUGGCUAUUUUGAUGAAUCAAAAUUGCCCAGUUAAAACCAAAAUGUACACAACUCAAGACCACUUUCAGAGAGACUCAGUGAUUGAUGAUAAUGAUGAAGAGUGUAGGAGUGAUGAAUGAUUGGAUCUGUGCCAUUUUCUUUAUUGAAUUUCUUUAAUGUGUAUUAUAAUGUUUUGUGAACAGUCUUUCUAAAUUAAUGUCUUAAUAUAGUUUAAUUAUUCCACCAUUCAGGCAUACCAAAGUUGUGACCCUAUUUCUCUUGUAUUAGACUAUGUAGAAAUGCAACAGAGAGUUUUAGCUGGGGAAUUUAAAAAAAAGGUGGUUAAGUAAAAAUGAUAACCAGCAGCCUUAUCAAGUCAUGAUAUCUAUUUCAAUUUGCUCUCAGAACCAAUAGAUUUUAUGAAACAUUCAAUUUUAGGUAUUGCACUAUAUUUUACAAUCUUGCAUUUAUUAAUGAAGAUAACCUUUUGUCUGCACAGUUUUUCCCAAUUCUAUGUUCAUUGGUUUAAAUAUUUGCUUCAAAUCAAACAAAUUUAUGUUCAUAGAUCCCCACAUUGGAUGCUAAAAAGCCACUGCAGUUCUAUUAAUCAGUUUUGGCAUUUUGUGUCAAAAUGAGGUGAUUGACUUAGCAGUGACAUAAUGCCUGAAAAUUGCUUUGAUUUGAUUUGAAUGUUCAAAAUAAGGUUCACCAGUUAAGUGAUAAAUGAAUUUAAACAAAAAGGUAUUCUUUCUGCCAAGUGGUUACCAUGGGUUUUGUUUCCUCUCCAAUACUUAAAAAAACAAGUUUACUAUUUAAUAAUAAAACGUGAUAAGGGUACUUCGAGAAACGUAAAAGUUGAAAACUGUUUAUUCAUUUGAAAGUGAGCGCAACCACAUUUUCUAUAAACUAAACAUUGUGACGAGAAUACACAUAAAAUUAAGAUGUUUGCUGGCCUGGGUUAGCAUCAGUGACAUCAGCAAGUGGUCUGCCACCUGCCCUCAGGGGAAGGAGAGAUAAGGAACAAUGGAGCAGCGUCUGGAGAUGUGUAAUGAAGGGACGGGGGAGAGAGAGCUGUCUGGAGCGGCUCCCCCCUUUGAACCUUGAACUGUUUGAAGUGAUGGACAGGCGAUGCCCCAGCAGGGGGAUAAAAAGGGACAGGUUCGCUCAGGCAGUCACACACGCCACCCGAGGUAACGAGACCCUGGAAGCGGUACGCUUCUCACGAGUCGGUGGGAAGUACCAGACAACGGCCAGGGUGGAAAGGUACGAUCAGCGGGAACCCGGUGUGUGUCCGCCCUUGCCUGGGUGCCGGGUUCACUGCAGAGGAUCGACUGCAUCUGGAGGAGGGGUCACAGUCGGUGACCUCAGGUGACAUCACCAAGGACCCGCCCAAAAAGUUGCUUGUGAGCAAUCUCGCCGGUCUGUGAGUGAAGCUGUGUCUGAAUGAUCAGUUGUUCCUGUUCCCUCUCUCUCUUCCCCCACGUUGUCCAUCGCCAUGGCAACGAUUACUGCGAACUGAACUACUAAACUGGACUGAACUUUGAGUCACUUUGAAAUUUGGUCAUUUACCCCUAGACAACGAUAGAGCUUGAUUGAUGCUGUUAUCUUAAUUCUGUGCACAUGUGUGUUUAUCAUCGCUGAACUGUUGCAUUUAUUAUCCUUUCGAUUACUGUGUUGCUUGUUUCUUUAAUAAAACUUUCUUAGUUCUAGUACUCCAGACUCCAACUGAGUGAUCCAUUUCUGCUGGUUUGGCAACCCAGUUAUGGGGUACGUAACAACAUGUAUAUAUAGUGGACUACAUUUGUCUGUAACCCAAACAUGUAUGUGCCUUCAUUAAAUUUAAUAUAUUUUCAUGCAAUAGAUACGUUAGACACCUUUACUGUGGUCAUUUUCUACACAGACUGUUCCAGGUGACAAUUACGCUGCAAGCACUUUCACACCAAAUGUAUUCAGACUCCAUGAUUUAAACUACACUGGAUGAUGUAAUUCUGUCAACACCAUUUCAUGAAUACGUAAAAGUAGGCAUUUAUAAAUGACAGAUACUCCACCAACAAAUCACAAAUUUUGUCGUAGAGAUAACAUAUCUUGUGCAUGCAAAUAUAAUCACUGUCCACAGACAAGUCAGUUGCUAUGUAUGCUCAAACAGAUGGGCAAAUAUAAAUAUAAAGAUGUAGAGGACCAUCUCCUGUGGAUCAAUAAGAUGGCUUGUUAAUGUGCAGUCAGACGUGUCUCUGUGUAUAUGUGUGGAUGUCUGUGGAUGUGUCUAUUCCUGCCUCUAGGAUAAUUAUCAAUAAUAAAGGUAU
This is a messenger RNA of Mobula hypostoma (lesser devil ray), 3905 nucleotides long. RefSeq names its product solute carrier family 18 member 2 (gene slc18a2). Gene Ontology annotation, molecular function: xenobiotic transmembrane transporter activity; serotonin:sodium:chloride symporter activity. The transcript has 16 exons. Lineage: Eukaryota; Metazoa; Chordata; Chondrichthyes; Myliobatiformes; Myliobatidae. Bases 183 to 1742 code for a protein of 519 amino acids. Gene Ontology annotation, biological process: aminergic neurotransmitter loading into synaptic vesicle; xenobiotic transport; transmembrane transport. Gene Ontology annotation, cellular component: terminal bouton; synaptic vesicle membrane. The record is from RefSeq and is a predicted model, not a curated record.